Messenger RNA from Acaulospora colombiana, 951 nucleotides. Lineage: Eukaryota; Fungi; Glomeromycota; Glomeromycetes; Diversisporales; Acaulosporaceae. The record is from the annotation of a GenBank genome assembly.
CCUGAUCCAGAUACUCCUCCGCGGAUUUGGUGGUGCACGACUGGAUCACUCACAUUUCUCCCUAUCCAUGCGGCUGGAAUAUAUGAUUCGCAUACCGAUGAUGCGCAACUCUCUUCAUAUGCCAUAUCCUCCUAUACGCCCACCUUGUCUGCACUGCUCCAACCAUCCAAAUUCACUUCAAAUUCCUCUUUCAAGGUUCUUUCUGUCAUAGAGGCUUCCCCUCCCGGCGCUACUUACAUUCCAAAUGCCGAGCUAGAACUAGAACAUAUUCGCCGACACUUUGCUGAUAAACACCACCUUGUUCUGGAAGGCCCUGAAGCGACAAGGCCACGAGUAACUGAGGAGAUGAAGGAAUGUAAUUGGCUGCAUCUUGCAUGUCACGGGGUUCAAAACGCAUCUAGGCCAACGAAAAGCGCACUUCUACUCGAUGAUGGCCAUUUAACCCUGGAGGAGAUUAUCAAGCUCAGUCUUCCUAAAGCCGAGUUUGCAUUUCUAUCGGCAUGUCAGACGACAGCUGGAGACGAACAGCUCUCAGAAGAGGCCGUCCAUAUCGCAGGUGGUAUGUUAUUGGCAGGAUAUCGCGGUGUCGUGGCGACAAUGUGGUCUAUCCAAGAUGAACUCGCGCCAGAGGUGGCCGAUGAAUUCUAUGCACACCUUCUACGGGAAGGGGGUAGACCAGAUAGUAAGAAGGCAGCAGAGGCGCUCCAUAUAUCUAUUCAGAGGCUUCGUAAGAAACAAAAUCUACCUCUUACAGCUUGGGUGCCUUUCGUGCAUCUCGCCGAGUGGAACGCGUCCGGCCGGCACUGGCUGAUCGACUUCCUCACCUCUGCACUGCCCCCUCCACACUGGGAAGAGACUGUCAAGCCUUUGCCUAUUUAUCAUAAGAUCCUUGAUGUCUCCAGAUCCUCGAAACGAAAGUUCUACCUGCAGCAUCCUACUGAUAUGAGGUAA